AUGUCUAAAAUUGUUGGGUUUGUUAUGAUUUUCUAUGCAGUUUUUGGGUCAUCGAUGGCUCACUUCUUUGGAGGCUUCGGAGGGCUCGGUGGCUGGGGUGGUGGUGGGUACGGCGGCUUCGAUUGCGUGGAUAUCUCUUCUAGGUUUGCUUGGUGCAAGGGCUUCAUUGAAGGGACUGACAGUUAUGCAUCACCUCAAUGCUGUGAGAACCUCCAACAGCUUAAUGCGAUUGCAGAAAUGGACCAGACAGGUCCGAGUAGGAUUUGCCAAUGCGUUAAGGAGAUGGGGAAUUCUGGCUUCCACCCUUCUUACAGCCAGUCUCGCAUUCAGGAUGUCAUUAACACUUGCGGCGUACCCAAUUUCCCUAUUUCUAAUAAUGUGGACUGCUCUAGACAGUUACUGAACACUCAAUUUCUAUGGCUUGUUGCAGGAUUUAUACAUAGAUCAACACGAGCUGGAGUUUAUGUGAUUCAGAAGUUUGAUGUACAAGUUGGAAGUAAAGUGGUUCAUGGCGAGGCCAUUACGUCGUCAAAUUCAUCCGACUAA
Ilex paraguariensis (yerba mate) is the source of this 546-nucleotide messenger RNA. Lineage: Eukaryota; Viridiplantae; Streptophyta; Magnoliopsida; Aquifoliales; Aquifoliaceae. The record is from the annotation of a GenBank genome assembly.